Phyllotreta striolata is the source of this 624-nucleotide messenger RNA. The record is from the annotation of a GenBank genome assembly. NCBI's taxonomy places the organism in Eukaryota, Metazoa, Arthropoda, Insecta, Coleoptera, Chrysomelidae.
AUGAAGUGGUUGGGCGGUGGAGAGGGAGAUGCGAUAAUAAAAGCCGAGAUGGAUAGGGGUCCGCAUCGUACGCAAGAUGAUGCUGCUGUCGGUUAUAUUUAUCAAAGGGGACCCGAUCCGGAGUUUCCUCCCUUUGGGCCGAAGCAACAAAGAUGGGCCGGCGACGAGGGCAUCAUCGACAACCACGACCAGAAGUGGAAAUACCCGACGGUGAACAGCUCCAACAAAAUCGGCACGUCGCCCGGCGGCGUUUCGUACAUCGGCGGCGCCGCGACGGCGGCCGCCGCGAUGCCCGCCCUCUACGACAUGGGCGGCCAGAGCAAGCAGCUGGCGCCCGAACAGCAAUUCGUCUACAUGCCCAAUCAAUUGGCGCACCCCCAAGCGGGCAUGACGCUGCACCAUCCCCCCUAUUUGCCCCCGCACGGUCUGGCCCAGCAGCUGCACGACCAGAUGAGGCAUCAGCAAUCGCAGACGGGGAAAAUCUUUACGGAGAUCCGGCAACACCGGCGCCGUUUCAAUCCGGCCGAGCCGGUCAACGAGACUCGCAAUGCAGCGUCGCGCAGGCGCGCCCAUCGCGAUGUUCCUUUGUUAAAGGCUCAGUCCGACGCCGAAUACCGCACCUAA